AUGACGGAAGUGGUGGAAACCCGACAGAAGCAGCUUGCUUUGUCUCUCUUAAAGACUCCUCACUCAAUUAAAUGCGCCAAGCAUCUCAGGUCAAUCCACGUCGUCCUUCUCCGAACUGGUCUCCACCACAGCAGUUUCGCCGUCGGGAACUUUGUUAGUUGCUGUGCAAAUUUGGGUCUCAUGUACUAUGCCACCCAACUGUUCGAUCAAAUGCCUGAACCAAACUCAUUCGUCUGGAACACCCUGAUCAGAGGAUUCCAACAGAACCAUGAACCCAAAAAAGCGAUGGAUCUUUUCGAUCGCAUGCGGAUUGAGCCUGAUGGUCCGGAUCGUUUUACUUACCCGUUUGUGGUACGGUCUUGUACCGAGUUGAUGGAGCAUCUUAGAGGGUACAUCAAAGCUGGUGAUAUCCAAAACGCAAAAGUGCUUUUCAAUCUAGCUCCUGUUAAGGAUAUCUUAAUGUACAACACGCUUCUAGGUGGCUAUGCCAGACAUGGUGAAGUCAACAUCAUGCUUGACUUUUUCCAUAGCAUGCCCACGAAAGAUUUGGUAUCAUGGAACUCGGUAAUCAGUGGGCUAGUCCGUGACAAGAGAAAUAACGAAGCCAUAACCCAUUUCCACCAAAUGCAAAGCGAAAACAUACAUCCAAAUGAAAUAACAUUAGUAACUCUUCUCUCCGCAUGUGCUCAAGUUGGAGCUUUAGAUACAGGUAGAUGGUUACAUUCAUAUAUAGAUAGAAACAACAGCAGUUCAAACCUUGUAGUGUCUACAUCUUUAGUGGAUAUGUAUUCAAAAUGUGGAGAUUUGGACAGCGCACGACAAGUGUUCGAUAAAAUGUCAAACCGAGAUGUUGUUGCAUGGAACGCCAUGAUCAUGGGCUUCUCCAUGAACGGGCAAAGCAAAACAACAUUACAAUUAUUCACCCGUAUGAAAAGGGAACAAGUCAAGCCAAACGAAAUCACAAUUCUUGGUGUUCUUUGUGCGUGUGUACAUUCAGGAUUGGUGAAAGAAGGUCAAAAGUUGUUUGAUAGUAUGGAUCAAGAACACGGGUUGGAGCCUAGAGUAGAGCAUUACGGGUGUAUGGUUGAUCUUCUUGGGAGAUCCGGUUUACUAAACGAAGCGUAUAGUUUGAUCCAAAGUAUGCGAGUCGAGCCACAUGUUGGGGUGUGGGGUGCGCUUCUUGGUGCUUGUAAGCUUCAUAAGAAUGUUGAGUUAGCCGAAACGGCUAUGAGUCAUUUGAAUGAGCUUGAACAUGAAGAUGGAGGGUAUCUUACAAUCAUGUCUAACAUAUACGCGAAUGUAGGAAGGUGGGAUGAUGUGUGUAGGGUACGUGAGUUGAUGAAAGAAAAGGGGAUUGGGAAGCUAAGAGGGUGUAGUUCGAUUGAGGUUAAUGGGGUGAUAUAUGAGUUUGGGGCUGGGGAGAAGGUUCAUGAGAGAGUGGAGGAGAUUUAUGAGAUGAUUGAUGAGAUUAGUGGUGGUUUAGGGGUGGUGGGACAUGUUGGGAGGAGGAGUGAGGUGUUUUUUGAUGUUGAAGACGAGGAGAAAGAUGAGGUUUUAAUGUAUCAUAGUGAGAAAAUGGCUGUGGCUUUUGGGCUUAUUAGUAUGGAGAAAGGGAGUGUUAUUAGGGUUGUGAAGAAUUUGAGGAUUUGUGGGGAUUGCCAUGAUGUGAUGAAGGUGAUUUCGAAAAUGUAUGAGAGGGAAAUUGUGGUGAGAGAUCGGAGUAGGUUUCAUCAUUUCAAGAAUGGUGGUUGUUCUUGUGGAGAUUAUUGGUAG
This is a messenger RNA of Lactuca saligna, 1773 nucleotides long. NCBI's taxonomy places the organism in Eukaryota, Viridiplantae, Streptophyta, Magnoliopsida, Asterales, Asteraceae. The record is from the annotation of a GenBank genome assembly.